Molecule: messenger RNA, 3384 nt
Organism: Nilaparvata lugens (brown planthopper)
Lineage: Eukaryota; Metazoa; Arthropoda; Insecta; Hemiptera; Delphacidae
Product: calphotin-like
Exons: 7
Coding region: 143-2446 (767 amino acids)
Cellular component (GO): chitin-based extracellular matrix
Molecular function (GO): structural constituent of chitin-based larval cuticle
Source: RefSeq, a predicted model, not a curated record
GCCCUUGGGUUGCCGCCCUUAACUCUGUCCCCUGCUCGGUCGACUAUAUAAACGGCGAGCGGGCCUUCAGUCGGCACAGCAUUCGAAACAGUCCUAGCGAUCAGACAGUCAGUCGCUCAGGAGGUUCACUCAAGCCGUCACUAUGAAGUUUUCGGUGUCCGCAGUUGUGCUUUUGUGCGCUGGUCUGGCUUCGGCCUCAGUCGCCCCAAUCGCCUCCGUAUCAACCCAGUUCCACGCUCAGGACGAGCUCGGCCAGUACAGCUACGGCUACUCGGGUGGCCCCUCGGCCAAGACUGAGACCAAGACCGCCGACGGCGUCGUCAGGGGAGGAUACUCCUACGUCGACGGACACGGACUCGUGCAGAGCGCCAGCUACGUCGCUGAUCCCCACAACGGAUUCAGGGUAGCCGCCACCAACCUCCCAGUUGCUCCCGCCGCCCCAGUCGCACCCGUCGCUCCAGUUGUUCCAGUCGUCAAGGCCGCCCCCGUCAUCCCAGCCGCCCCUGUCAUCCCAGCCGCCCCCAUCGUGCCAGCUGCCCCAGUCCUCCCCGCCGUCGCUCCCCUGCCAGUGUACAAGGCAGCCACCUACGCUCCCCUUGCCCCAUACGUUGCCGCUCCCGCUCCAGUCAUCUACGCCCAUGGUUACCUGCCAGGAGUUGAGACCCCCGAGGUGUCCCUUGCCAAGGCCGCUCACAUCCAGGCCGUCCAUGACCAGAAGGCUCUGAUCCACUCCUGGAGGAGGAAGAGGAGCGCUCCCCUUGCCUACGCCGCAUACCCAUAUGCCUACUCCGUGCCCAAGGGAUUCGCUUACUCCUCAGUCACCCACCACGGCUACACCCCCGCUCACUACCCAUACGCCGCCGCCUACACCCCAGCUGCCACCUACCCCCUGGCCGCUCCCCUGGCUCUCGCCGCUCCUCACGCUCCCCUGGCUCUGGCUGCCCCACACGCUCCCCUUGACACCCCCGAGGUAGCCGCCGCCAAGGCCGCUCACUUCGCCGCCGUCCACGAGGCCAAGGCCCGCGUCCAUGCCGCCCCAGCCUACCACGCUUACGCCGCCCCCCACGUGUACGCCCCACACGCCGCCCCUCUUCCCCUCCCCGUCACUGACACCCCCGAGGUUGCCCACGCCAAGGCUGCUCACCUCGCCGCCGUCAGCGCCGCCAAAUACUCCGCCUACCACCACUUAGUAGGCGGAAGUGACUCCAUCACCAUGGCCGUGCUAUUCAAGCUUCAAGCGGCAAUCGUUCUGAGCUGCAUUGCUCUGGUGUCGAGCUCAGCGGUGUCCACCCAGUUCCACGCCCAGGAUGGCAUCGGCCAAUACAGCUACGGCUACUCGGGUGGCCCAUCGGCCAAGACCGAAACCAAAACAGCAGACGGCGUGGUACGAGGCCAGUACUCAUACGUGGACGCACACGGCAUCGUGCAGACGGCCGUCUACGUGGCCGAUCCCGUGCACGGGUUCCGUGUCGCAGCCACCAACGACCCGGCCAUCGGUGCAGCAGCCGUCCAUCACGGCCCGGUCGUUGCGACACACGUCCCUGUCGCAGCCGCUCACCAUCAUGGUCCCAUUCCCGGCGUUCAUCUGCCUCCUGGAGUCGACACACCUGAGGUUCAAGUAGCCAAGUCAGCCCACUUCCAAGCCGUAGCCGAGGCGAAGGCAAGGAACGCUCAUGCGUCCUACGGUGCCUACUACCCAGCGGGAGCAACCUACGUGCCGUAUGCGGCAGCCCACUCGCACCCCGGCUACUACACCCAGGUCAAGGACACACCAGAGGUCGCCGCUGCCAAGUCAGCACAUUUCGCUGCUGUUCACGAGGCCAAGGCUAGAGCUCAUGCUACCAUCCCCUACCAGGAUUACUACAACAACUACGCCGGUGGCUACUACUCGUACUACGUGCCAGUGCCCGUGAAGGACACCCCCGAAGUGGCGGCUGCCAAGGCUGCUCACUACGCUGCCGUCCACGAGGCCAAGGCCAGAAACCAUCACGCCGCCCUCUACGAUGCUCAUGCCUACACCCAUGCUCCAGCUGCUCACUACCCAUAUGCCGCCAGCUAUGCUGCCGCUUAUGCACCACUGCCUGUCAAGGAUACUCCUGAGGUGGCAGCCGCUAAAGUAGCCCAUUUCGCAGCUGUUCACGAAGCCAAGACCCGCACCCUGCACGCGGGGGGUGCCUACUACCCUUACGCGGCGGCUCACAGCUACUACGCACCUCACCCCGUGGCUGACACCCCCGAAGUGGCGGCUGCCAAGGCUGCUCACUACGCGGCCGUCCACGAGGCCAAGGCCAGGAACCAUCACGCCGCCCACUACGAUGCACAUGCCCAGGCGCACGGCCACUACAGCUAUGUGCCACUGCCGGUCACCGACACCCCAGAGGUGGCUCACGCCAAGGCGGCUCACUUGGCGGCUGUCCAUCAUGCCAAGGCCACUCAUUGGUGGUGAUUGCACAUCAACGACUCAUUCUGUAACAGAUGUGGAUGAUUUGUAUCAAUGUUUUCACACAUAUCAUUUCUGAAUGUGUCCAGGAGAAUGAUUUAUAAUAUCAGUACAGUACAUGAAUGUAAUAUAUAUAGGUUAGAAUCAUCUGCAAAAAUUUUGAUGAAUUGGAAUCUAAUGUUCCUUGGUUAGAAUCUAUUAUUCACGAAGUAUUCAAAUAGAAUGAUAUAGGAAACACAUCUCGAACCUCUAAUCCAGCUUAUUUCCUGUUAGAUUGAGCUACAAAGAGAUUGUUUCCUCCUACAUUCGAUAGUAUCAAUAUUAGGACAAUAUUUCAGUUACAUAAUGAUCUCACUUGACUGUACUCGAGAGUCCCUUGAAUCUUGGAACAAAUGAUGUUCCACAUGAAUCACUCGAAUUUGUUAAUUUCAAAUUCAAUAGUGGUGACAUUUAGAUGUCUUGAGGCUACUUCACUCGAGUUAUAUAAGACCUGAAGUGCUAUUCUAUCGGGAUGAGGCUUGAAGAAGUUAUGACUCUUAAGUAUUGCGUCAUUUCAAAUAAUCCUCCAAUAUAACUGUGGAAAAGGUUCAUUAUCAUUCUACAUCUUAUCCACAUCUGUUAUUGGAAGAUAACCAGAUAAAAGCUUUAAAAUCAAACUUAGGAUUUCACGAAACUAUGGAUAUUGUGAUUAUAGAUUGAUAGUUGAUCUAUUUUAUUGUGAAUAUCAAGUCUACUCAAAUAGAAGUUAUGAUAAAGAUUUAUUGUUUGUUUUAAUUUAUUGGUAGUCUAUAUUCUGUGGAUAGAUACUGUUCUGGAGUUCUAUCUCUAUUGCCAAAACUGUUAAUACAAGAACAUAAUUUUCAUUGAAUUUUCCAAAGCAUUCGUAGAGCAGUAAACAUAUAUGUUUUGAAUGAUUUUUGUAAAAAAUAAAUCAAUGAAAGCAA